CCCAUCGGACCGCGGCGCGCGCUCCGCGCUGCAGAACCUUUUUAAGGGGCGGCCGGGGGAGACCGGAUGGCCUUUGCGAUCGAGAUGGCGAGCCUAAGCCCCCUGCUGUGCGUGUUGGGUUUGCUGCUGUGGGGGCUUGCAAGCCCGGGACUGUCUAGACCCUACGAUAGAGGCACCAAGAGGCCCAUCAUCGGAAUAGUAAUGCAAAACUCUACUGGAAAGCUGGCGAAGUUGGGAACAUACUACAUUGCUGCAUCCUAUGUGAAGUAUAUAGAGUCUGCAGGCGCGAGAGUCGUGCCCAUAAGGGUCGAUCUCAGUGAUGCAGAAUAUGAAGGACUUUUUAGAUCGAUUAAUGGAGUCCUGUUUCCUGGAGGAGGUGCUAACCUAACACAUUCAGGUUAUUCCCGAGUGGCCAAAAUAUUUUUCAACAAGGCUAUAGAGAGUUUUGAUAAUGGAGACUAUUUUCCUGUGUGGGGCACAUGCCUUGGGCUGGAGGAGCUUUCCAUCCUGGUUAGCGGAGAGAACUUACUAACGUGUACAAACAGUACCUCAAAGAAGUGGCCCUUGAACUUCACUUCAGCUGCAAGACACAGCAGAAUGUUCCAGAAUUUUCCUGCUGAGUUAUUGAAAUCAUUAGCAUUAGAAAAUCUGACUGCAAAUUUUCACAAAUGGAGCCUCUCUGUGAAGAACUUUACAGAAAAUGAAAAGUUAAAGAAGUUUUUUAAUGUGUUAUCCACCAAUACAGCUGAGAAUAUUGAGUUCAUUUCGUCCAUGGAAGGAUUUAAGUAUCCAGUAUAUGCUGUCCAGUGGCACCCUGAGAAAGCACCAUUUGAGUGGAAUGAGUCUCUGACUGGUAUUCCCCAUGCACCCAAUGCUGUGAAGACUUCAUUCUACUUAGCAGAAUUUUUUAUUUCUGAAGCUCGGAAAAACAAUCACCACUUUAAGAACAUAGUGGAGGAGACGGAAUCCUUGAUUUACCAGUUCUGUCCAGUUUACACUGGAAAUAUUUCUUCAUUUCAGCAAGCUUAUAUUUUUGACUGAAAGUCUUCAAUAUGGUAACAGAGCAACUUAGAGUAAUUCUCUGAUCGAAUUGCUAACUGUUCAGGGCAGUAUGAGAAAGCCACACAGAUGUCUUUCCUGUGUGUGUGGUUCUGAUUCAUGGCUUAUUACAUGGUUAUUUUUAUCAGAUUUGAUAAUCUGACAGUGAAAAAGAUUAAAAAAUCAUGGUAUUUUUCAUGAAAAUGCCUUUUUAUGUCUGAAGAUUCUAAAAUACACGUUUUUUUUUGAACAU
Messenger RNA from Apodemus sylvaticus (European woodmouse), 1291 nucleotides. It is a transcript of the gene Ggh, whose product is annotated as gamma-glutamyl hydrolase. Bases 67 to 1041 code for a protein of 324 amino acids. Gene Ontology annotation, biological process: tetrahydrofolylpolyglutamate metabolic process. The transcript is spliced from 9 exons. Gene Ontology annotation, molecular function: gamma-glutamyl-peptidase activity. Gene Ontology annotation, cellular component: vacuole. The record is from RefSeq and is a predicted model, not a curated record. Lineage: Eukaryota; Metazoa; Chordata; Mammalia; Rodentia; Muridae.